Messenger RNA from Fibroporia radiculosa, 1020 nucleotides. RefSeq lists its product as uncharacterized. NCBI's taxonomy places the organism in Eukaryota, Fungi, Basidiomycota, Agaricomycetes, Polyporales, Fibroporiaceae. The record is from RefSeq and is a predicted model, not a curated record. The coding region runs from base 1 to 1020 and encodes 339 amino acids. The transcript is spliced from 8 exons.
AUGGCCGUGUCGCUCAUUAGUGCCAACUUGGCGACCAUCUCUAUAGAGAGCUUUCUCUAUGGCGUGUUCGUCAUGCUUUACACUUCCUCUGUCUAUUUUUUGGUGCAGCGUGGCCAGCGAAAACUCAUAUCAUUGGGACUGCCUGCAAAGUCGAUAUACAAAGCUCCCAUGUUCGUUGUGGCUCAUAUCAUUUUUUGCACCGUGACUGGGCACUGGAUAUUGACCGUGUACAGGCUCUUCUACGCCUUUGUGAACUAUGAAGGCGGUACACAGGCUACUUGGGUGUAUGCCAACCUUGCGCUUGAUUCCGAGAUUGUCAAGUCAGGCCUGCUGAUGGCUACGCUCGCUGCAUCUGAUGCCAUGAUUGUGAGCCAAGUCCCUAUUUUCCCUCAAGGUGCCGCAAAUAAAUGGGUCGCCAUCCCCCCAUUGAUUACCUGGUUGGGCCUGAUUGCGAACGGAAUUGGUGUUUGCCUGCAGUUCGCUGAGUUUACCAUGGGCGAAUACGUGUAUGCCGACUAUGCUGGUCGAUGGGUCACGGCUGACUGCAUAUUCACGUUCCUCACGAACGUAUAUUGCUCUCUGCUCAUUUCGUGGAGAGUGUGGCGCAGUAGAUCUCGUGCGAAGCCUCUACGUAACAAUAGCGCACUUGGGGCCCUUGCUAUAAUAGUGGAAAGCGCCGCGAUACAAACUGUCUGGAACCUGAUCUUUUUCGUCCUUUUCCAAGUGCGGAGCAAUGCCCAGUUUAUCGCGAUCGACUUAUGGAGCCCUAUGUCCGGCAUCGCGUUCAUGCUCAUCAACCUACGCGUCGCGCUUGGCUGGUCCGAUAACGGCCUGUAUCCACAAGAUUCCAGCAAACAGCGGGCGUCGGGACAAAACUCAUCUCUGACAUUCAGUCAGCAAUUUCCCAUGCAGCCACUCUCGGUGACUAUCACACGAACUGUAGACCAGAUAGACGACGGAGGGUCUUUCGUCGAAAAACAGCAGGAAUUGGCGGGCGAAAACUUUGGGGAAGCUGUCUGA